Molecule: messenger RNA, 2907 nt
Organism: Heteronotia binoei (common prickly gecko)
Lineage: Eukaryota; Metazoa; Chordata; Lepidosauria; Squamata; Gekkonidae
Product: vomeronasal type-2 receptor 26-like
Exons: 9
Coding region: 1-2907 (968 amino acids)
Biological process (GO): G protein-coupled receptor signaling pathway
Cellular component (GO): membrane
Molecular function (GO): G protein-coupled receptor activity
Source: RefSeq, a predicted model, not a curated record
AUGAACAAGUAUACAGAGACAGUUUUGGAAUGGAUAAAGACUAAUAAUCUGAAAUGUAAUCCUGACAAAAUGGAGGUGCUUCUAGAGGGGGGACAGUCUGCCCUAGGAAAUGGGCUACCUCCUGUUAUGAAAAAGGCUGUACUCCCAGCAGAAGAGCAAGUGGCACCUUCUUCUCUCUGCAAUGAGAAUUGCCGCCCAGGAUACAGCAAGAAAAAGCAAGAGGGGAAACCAUUUUGCUGCUACGAUUGCAUUUCAUGUCCAGAUGGAAAAAUUUCAAACCAGAUGGGCUCCCUCAUACAAGUAAUUAUUUGUAUCAUCUGGUUAUGUACUGCUCCUCCAUUUCCAAAUGUUGAAAUGAACUCUCUGGCUCAGGAAAUUGUGAUUGAGUGUAGUAAAGGAUCCAUUGUCAUGUUUUAUUGUGUUCUGGGAUUCUUAGGAUUCUUGGCUCUGCCUAAACUAAAUAGCAAGAAUCAUAUAAUAACUAGACACUGCCAGGAGACAUGCAUCAGUAGGGAAAGCGUGGACACAAAGCACUAUCAGCACAUCCUUGCUUUGGCAUUUGCUGUGAAGGAAAUCAAUCACAAUCCCAGGAUCUUACCAAACAUCACUUUGGGGUUCCACCUCUAUGACAGCAACUACAAUGCACAUACCACUUUUAAGGCUACACUACAUCUGCUUUCCUCACAGCAUGAACUCGUCCCCAACUACAAGUGUGAUGUUCAGAAUACUUUGGCAGCCGUCAUUGGCGGAUUUGAUUCCAUGAUCUCUAUCUACAUGGCCACCCUCUUAAAGAUCUACAAGACUCCACAGCUAUCCUAUGGCUCUGUUCUCUCAGGAUUGAAUGAUAAAAGACUCUUCUCUUCAUUGUACAAGAUGGUCCCCAAUGACAGCCAUCAGUACAAAGGGAUUGUCCAGUUGCUUGUGCAUUUUAAAUGGAUAUGGGUUGGACUCUUUGUUUUAGAUGAUGUCAAUGGGGAAACGUUCUUGCAGAUUUUGAUUCCUUUGUUUUCCCAGAAUGGCAUUUGUUUUGCUUUCAUAAAUAGAACCCAAAAAUUAUCUUACGCUGAUGAAAUGUUUGAGUUAUUUUUAAGCAAGUUGAAAACAUUUGAAUCUUUGAUGGAAAGCAAAGCCAAUGUGUUUGUUGUCCAUGGAGCACCUCCAUCAAUGGAAGAGUUAAGCUGGCAUCUUCAUCUUGUAGAGCUAAAUUCACCAAAAGGCAAGGUGUGGGUAGUGACUGCACAUUGGGAGUUUGGAUCAAAAACCUAUCAGAGAGACUGGGAUAUACGACAUUUCCAUGGUGCCAUUUCCCUUUCGAUUCAUUCAAAUCAGCCAGCAGGCUUCAGGACAUUUCUUCAGAGUGUUCGUCCUUCCUGGGCAAAAAAAGACAGCUUUAUCAAGGACUUCUGGGAAAGGGCAUUUAACUGCUUAUUGAAAGAAGCCAGUGAGAGUGAAAAGCCCAGAGAAACCUGCACUGGGGAGGAAAAGCUGGAAAAUCUUCCAGGGCCUUUCUUUGAAAUGAGCAUGAUUGGCCACAGUUACAAUAUCUACAAUGCUGUCUAUGCAAUAGCAAAUGCUUUACAUGUUAUAUUUGAAUCCCAUUCAAAAUUCAGGCUGAAGCCUCAGAAUUUAAAAGCAUGGAAGCUGAACUAUUUUCUAAGGCGCAUCUCAUUCAACAACAGCGUAGGAGAUGUUGUACGCUUUGAUGAAAAUGGAGAAUUGAUUGAAGAAUUUGAUGUUACAAACUGGGUCACUUUCCCAAAUAACUCUUUUGUUCGAGUCAAAGUGGGAAGUGUGGAUCCUCAUGCCCCGACAGGCAAAGAGCUAAAAAUUCAGGAUGAGAACCUAGUGUGGCAUGAAUGGUUUUCCCAGGUUCUACCUCUUUCUCUUUGCAACGACCAGUGUCAACCAGGUUACAGGAAGAGAAAGAAAGAGGGAGAGCCGUUUUGCUGCUAUGAUUGUGUUCCAUGUUCACAUGGGAAGAUUUCUGAUAAGAAAGAUAUGGAUGAUUGUUUCAAAUGCCCAGAAGAUCAGUAUCCAAAUAAAGUGCAGGAUCAAUGCCUUCGCAAACGCUUAAACUUUCUUUCUUUCUAUGAAAUGUUGGGCAUCACUUUGUGUCUUUUGGCCUGUUGUUUGGCUCUGAUCACUGCGGUGACCCUUGGAAUCUUUAUCAAGCAUCAAGACACUCCCAUUGUCAGAGCGAAUAAUCACGAUCUCUCUUACAUUCUACUAAUUUCUCUCUUCUUCUGUUUCCUCUCAUCAUUAUUAUUCCUUAUUCAGCCUGGGACAGUCAUCUGCCCUCUUCGACAAGUGGCUUUUGGUCUCAUUUUCUCAGUGGCUAUCUGUUGCAUCUUGGCCAAAACCAUAACUGUGGUUGUGGCUUUCAUGGCCACCCAGCCAGGAUCCAGCAUGAAGAGAUGGGUGGGGAGAAGGUUGGCCUUUCCCAUUGUUGUUUCGGGUUUCCUCAUUCAAGUAGUUAUUUGUAUCAUCUGGCUAUGUACUGCUCCUCCAUUUCCAAAUGUUGAAAUGAACUCUCUGGCUCAGGAAAUUGUGGUUGAGUGUAGUAAAGGGUCCGUUGUCAUGUUUUAUUGUGUUCUGGGCUUCUUGGGAUUGUUGGCUUUGGUGAGCUUCAUUGUUGCUUUCUUUGCAAGGCAUUUGCCUAGCACUUUUAACGAAGCCAAAUUUAUCACUUUCAGCAUGUUGGUUUUUUGUAGUGUUUGGCUAUCAUUUGUUCCAUCCUAUCUGAGCACCAAGGGCAAAUAUAUGGUAGCUGUGGAGAUCUUCUCCAUUUUGUCUUCUGGUGCUGGAUUGUUAGGUUGCAUCUUUGCCCCUAAAUGUUUUAUAAUUAUCCUGCGGCCUAAACUAAAUAGCAAGGACCGUGUAAUAAUGAGGCAUGGCCAGAAGAUAUAG